AUGCGACGAGAGUUGUUUCUUCGCAUUUUGAACGGUGUUACAACAUAUGAUGAAUGGUUCAUCCAGAAACCCGAUGCCCUCGGUUGUAUGGGGUUCACUCCUAUACAGAAGAUGAUUGCUGCAAUCCGUAUACUCGCAUAUGGAAUUUUAGCUGAUCUUUGUGACGAGUAUAUAAAGAUUUCUGAGCGCAUUGCGAUCGAAAGUUUAAAGAGGCUUUGUGAUGCUAUAAUUGUUGUGUGUGCGGAGCAGUACCUACGCUCACCAAGUACAGAUGACAUUGCACGUCUACUUCGAGAAGGGGAAGAGAGAGGUUUUCCAGGUAUGCCUGGCUCUAUAGAUUAUAUGCAUUGGGAAUGGAAGAACUGCCCCAUAGCAUGGCAUCGCAUGCACACGGGAAGAAGCCAUAAACCUACCCUCAUAUUGGAGGCCGUUACAUAG
Messenger RNA from Cornus florida, 438 nucleotides. RefSeq lists its product as uncharacterized. The record is from RefSeq and is a predicted model, not a curated record. Lineage: Eukaryota; Viridiplantae; Streptophyta; Magnoliopsida; Cornales; Cornaceae. The transcript has a single exon. The coding region runs from base 1 to 438 and encodes 145 amino acids.